Funneliformis caledonium is the source of this 141-nucleotide messenger RNA. The record is from the annotation of a GenBank genome assembly. Lineage: Eukaryota; Fungi; Glomeromycota; Glomeromycetes; Glomerales; Glomeraceae.
CCAGCAGUUGUGAUAGAAGUACAAGUAGAGCGUGCUCAUGUCUGGCAACAGCCGAUGACUGCUCUUUCUUGUAAAAGUGACCAUUAUGACUGCGCCUGGCAACAGCCGGCAAGAAAUAUAUCAAAACAACAUCCUGAAUGA